AUGUCAACCUCCCCCGACGGCAUCUACGAACCAGGCAUCAUCGACCCCGGCCUCCCCAGCAACUCCCCCACACAGCCAUUCUGGCUCUCCCAGCCCUCCAAGAUACACAACCUGCAAUCACCAUGGCCCAACCAAGCCGACAUCAUCAUCAUCGGCUCGGGAAUAACAGCAGCAAGCCUCACCCGCACACUCUACACCCACAAGCCAAACCUGCACAUCGCCAUCCUCGAAGCCCGCGCCCUCUGCUCCGGCGCAACAGGGCGCAACGGCGGACACUGCAAAGUCAUGAGCCCGGGCGUCUGGUUCGAGCGACAGCACGCAUACGGCACGGCCGAGGCACUGCGCGUUAUGCGCUUUGAACAUGCCCAUCUUGGUGAGCUGGCUCAGUGUGUCAAGGAGAAUGAGAUCCAGUGUGAUCUGCGCCUGCACGAGGGCGUGGAUGUCUACCACGACCAACAUACUUUUCGCCGUGCUGUGCGCGCACUCGAGGACAUGCGCAGGUAUGCACCAGACCUCGCGGAGAAAUACACCGUGUACACCAGUAAAGCAGACCUCGAGGCCCGACACUGCCCCGUGGAAAGCAUCGGCGCGAUCAGUAUGCCUUCGGGCUCAAUGUGGCCGUAUAAAUUCGUAACGGGACUAUUCGAAAAAUACCUCCACGACCACAAUUUCACCAUCCAAACCAACACCGUCGUCACAGACAUACUCGAAACCCCAGACUAUGGGAUAGUGAAAACAACCAGAGGCGAAAUCAAAGCACCAAUCAUCAUCCACGCCACAAACGCCUGGAUGAGCCAUCUCGUCCCCGAACUGCAACCGUUUGUCUCGCCGGUCCGCGCAAAUGUCCAGCGCCACGUCCCAGACUCGAGUAUCCGCGUCGACAACUCCCUCUGGCUGCGCUACGCAGAGCACGACUAUGAUUACAUGGUGCAGCGCCCAGACGGGGCAUUCAUAAUCGGGCGCGCAAACACAGGGCGGCGGGCCACAAGCGACGACGGGGAUAUGGACGUCUUACCCCAAACUCAUCUACGUACUGUUGUGCCUGCGCUGUUUGACUUCAAGUCUGCCAAUGUGCGAGUCACGCAUGCCUGGAGUGGGUGUGUUGCGUUUACGCAGGACGGGAACCCGUUUGUUGGGAAGUGGCCGGGGGAGAGGAGGCAUCAGUGGGUUUGUGGUGCGUAUCAGGGGAUUGGCAUGGUGAGGGCGUUUAGAUCGGCUCAGGCGCUGGCUCGGAUGGUUCUGGGCCUGGAUGUGGGGGAGUUUCCGCGGUCGAUGGUUAUAACCACGGACAGGCUGAGGAGGUUGGAUUUGUCGGUUAGGGCUAAGCUGUAA
Aspergillus versicolor CBS 583.65 is the source of this 1332-nucleotide messenger RNA. RefSeq names its product NAD(P)/FAD-dependent oxidoreductase. Gene Ontology annotation, cellular component: cytoplasm. The record is from RefSeq and is a predicted model, not a curated record. The transcript has a single exon. NCBI's taxonomy places the organism in Eukaryota, Fungi, Ascomycota, Eurotiomycetes, Eurotiales, Aspergillaceae. Gene Ontology annotation, molecular function: oxidoreductase activity. The coding region runs from base 1 to 1332 and encodes 443 amino acids.